AAAGGGAAGAAAGUAAUAUGGCUUCCACAAUGGAAGAAGAAGAGAGUGAGUUGUUGGCCAUGCAAAUGGUGGGUGCUUCUGUUACUCCCAUGGUGUUGAAAGCAGCUAUGGAUCUUCAUGUGUUCGACAUAAUAGCCGAAGCUGGAACCGGCGCAUGCCUCUCCCCUCUAGAAAUCGCAUCUCGGCUCCCCACUCAGAACCCAGAUGCGCCCCGUCUCCUCGAUCGUAUGCUGCGUCUUCUGGUUUCCCACUCUCUCCUCACUUGCACUGUGAUCAGCCAUGACCACAGGAUCUAUGGCUUGGCAUCUGCUUCUAAACUGCUUAUUAAGGAUAAGGAUGGAGGGUCCUUGGCUCCCAUGUUUCAUAUUGUCCAGGAUCAGGCUUCCAUUAAGAGCUGGUACUACUUGAAGGAAUCGAUUCUAGAAGGAGGUGAGCGUCCAUUCUAUAGGGCACAUGGAGAGAGCGCAACGGACUACGUUUUGAAGGACCCUAAAAUGAAGGAGGUUUUAGGAAGCUUACAGUUAGAAUACAAUGUGCCCUUCAUGAAGAAGUUUCUUGAUACAUAUAAAGGGUUUGAAGGCCUGCAAGUUCUGAUUGAUGUUGGCGGAGGGGUUGGACAAGUCCUCAGCAUGAUCAUCUCCAAAUAUCCAUCUAUCAAGGGCAUCAACCUCGAUCUUCCUCAUGUCAUAGAAAGAGCUCCAUCUUAUUCAGGCGUGGAACAUGUUGGAGGAGAUUUGUUUAUAAGUAUUCCAAAGGGCGAUGCAAUUCUCAUGAAGAAUAUAAUUCACCAUUACAGUGAUGAACAAUGCUUGAAGCUACUGAAAAAUUGCUUCGAAGCGUUACCAGAUUUUGGUAAGGUGAUUAUUGUGGAUUUGGUUGUCCCAACAUUUCCAGAGACAAAUGUUGCUAUUAAGAACAUCUUACAAAUGGAUAUGUUCAUGUCAACUAUGCGGAAUCCUAUCGGAAAGGAGAGGACAGAAGAAGAAUAUACUGUUUUGGCGAGAGAAGCUGGAUUUGACCAUACUAGUGUCACAUAUUGUGCUUACACCUUUUCCGUCAUGGAAUUCUAUAAAUAA
Messenger RNA from Macadamia integrifolia, 1076 nucleotides. RefSeq names its product caffeic acid 3-O-methyltransferase-like. NCBI's taxonomy places the organism in Eukaryota, Viridiplantae, Streptophyta, Magnoliopsida, Proteales, Proteaceae. The record is from RefSeq and is a predicted model, not a curated record. The transcript has 4 exons. Gene Ontology annotation, biological process: methylation. Gene Ontology annotation, molecular function: O-methyltransferase activity; S-adenosylmethionine-dependent methyltransferase activity; protein dimerization activity. The coding region runs from base 18 to 1076 and encodes 352 amino acids.